Messenger RNA from Biomphalaria glabrata, 2717 nucleotides. RefSeq lists its product as uncharacterized. NCBI's taxonomy places the organism in Eukaryota, Metazoa, Mollusca, Gastropoda, Planorbidae. The record is from RefSeq and is a predicted model, not a curated record. Bases 256 to 1104 code for a protein of 282 amino acids. The transcript has 7 exons.
CCCCCCCCCCUUUUAACUGCCAAUAUCUGUGUCGCAGUUAAGUGUCUGCAUGGGGAGGGACACAGCUGGGCGGAACGUGCAAGCUGUGUGUGUAUGUGUGUGUACGUCUCAUUGUCGCUCGUGCGACACAGUGGAGUGUGUAGCGCUAAAAGCACAGUCAACUACAUUGGAAUGUAAAAAAAAAAACUACUUAUGUGCAUUCGAAUGGGAUACAUAAUGAACUUGACACUGUGAACAUUCUAUAGAUUUGUUACAAUGACGUCUGCUAGAGUGCCGAACACUAGUCUUAACGAGGGCACGCCUGAUGCCGGGGAUGUCGUGCUGAGAAAUCCAAAGAAACUCGGACAGUUGAGCUUUCUGAAGGAAGAGAGUGGCGGCGGGAAACCAGGAGAGAAGAGAGUCAAAUGGAGUGAGUCGACAGAACUCAGAGAGAAAAUGAAAGUGUACAGGAGAAGUCAGUUGGACAUACCCCUGGAUUAUCAUCAUAUCGCAUUAGAAGAGAAAAGGGAGAAAGAGGGAGUAAAAGAAUGGAGGAGCAGCUUACAUAAAGAUGAGGAUGACGAUGAGGACGAAUUGCAACAGUCAGAAGCACAUGAGACAGCUGUCUUGUCACCAACAGAAGUCACAGAAGUAGCAGAGAGUGAGAGUGAUUCAACUGACACAGAAGAACGAGUUUCUUCAGAUCAUGUAGAUCUGGACAUGAUGUUACAUGUGAUCAAAAUAAAAUCCACAAAAUACACAGUCUACCCAGCUUAUUGCGCAGCUAUAAAAACGUACCAAGAAUGGUUGUCGGACAGUAAUAACACAAAGAAUCUACCCCAAGACACAGUGACUAACAUGAGAGCCCAGCUUGACCUAUAUAAGAGUGCAGUGUCCAAGUAUGAGGCAUGGGCAGACCACAAUGACAACAAGACGGCUUGCCUCAAGUAUGAAGAGAUCAGUUUAGCUUUAAAGAAAGCUUCAGAUUUGGGGCCACCACCAGAUGCAGUUACAAAAGCACUAAAUGAUACAUUGAACAAUGAGGAAAACUCUCAGAAGCAAGUGAAGGUGUAUAAUGAAAUGGUGCAAGAGAUUAUAAUGAGCAUUGACUCUGUAGAAGUGUGAGACUCAACCCUAUGUGUAGUUUGUUGCAAACGUCUGAUGGUGUGUUUGCAGACGUGAAGAUGUGAUUGCAUGGGAAGAUCAUACAGCUUGAGUAUAUGUGUUUGGGUCCUUGUCAAAAAAGGUUUUACUCUGCACCUACUGGCUGAUAAUUUCAGAUUUGCCUGGUAGCAAUCUGUGAGACAGGCCUAACCUUUAAGAAGUGCAUAUUAUUUAACUUUAAAAGACAAUAAAAUGUAUGUAACUAAAAAGACAUAUUCUUUUUUUUAAGAUGUCACAUAAGUAAUAAGUAAUAGCAGGAUUUAUUGUUAUUUACCAUUUUAAAUAAAACAUUUUAAUAACAAUAAUAAUCUCCUUUAUUUUGUAUACAGAUUAGCAGUAACAGAAAAUUAGUUUGUCUUUUAUUAUAACAUUACUAAUUUGACUUUGAUGGUAAAGUGUUAUAAAGAUAAUUUUUAUAUGACUUGCUUCUAAGUAUAAUAUUAUUGUUAUACUCAUUUGUGAUGAACACGAGUGUGGGAUGUGUUCAAUAAAUGAACUUAAUGGAGGCUUUUAAACUUUGAACACAUUCAAAAAAUACAGGUUUCUGUGAUGAUGUACUUAACUCAUAGAGUAAAAUAAUGAUUCUUCUUCUACUUCUAGCCAGAUAUUUUGCUGUUGAGAUCUCUCAAUUUUGCAGUAUGUGACAUGAAAAAAUAUCAUGCUGUUCUUCUCAGCUACUUUGUACUGCCAUAACAGAGUUGAUAGUGCUGUGUUGUUGAGGAAAUAGCCUAGGGCCUAGAGCCUGUUUGUGGUGAAUAAUUUGGAACAUUCAUAAAUAAGGCAUUGUCUCCGAAUUCCAAAGAGUAAAGAAGAGUGCUGAAUAUUAAUGAGGCUAAACUGAACACAUUGGAAAAAAUGUAAAAAAAAAAAAAGUAAUCAGAUAAAGCAAUCAGUAAGGAACCAACAAUUUGAGCAAACAAUAACAUCCAUCUUUGGUUUAGUGAUUUGACCAUUUUUUAAGAUCCUAAGAGCUUGCAGAUACCUUGAAGAUACUGUAGCUUUAAAAUGGAAGGGAGGCAUGACAGAAAACAACAACAUUAGCAUGAAAGACAAUACAAAUAAAAUGGACAGGUGUCCUAUUUGUCGAGACUUUCAGGAUAGCAGGAAGUGGAUAGAAAAACUGAUUAUAGGACAUUUAAUGGUGUUCAAAAAUCUGUUUAAAAUACAUUAUAUUCUUUAUCUAUUUUGUUUUCGCUGUCACAAUAAUAAGCAAGAGAAAAUAUAAGUGUUUUUAUUAAGUAAAGUUUUGGGAAUAGAAAAGGCGUUUCUAAGUGUUUUUUUUUAAUUUCAUUAUACUAUGUGUGGGCUUAGCUGUUGGGAGCUAUUAUUAUUCUUUUUUUUUUUUUAUUGGUUCUCAAUAAUUUAAUAAUUGUUGCUUCUCAAUAAUUUAAUAUUUGUUCUGUAAGUUCUGCCUAAGCUACUAGUUUGUUGUUUUUAAAUUGCUAGAACAUUUGUUUUAAAUCUCGUAUGAAAUCAUAUAAAUGUGUCAAAUUGUCAGGCAUUUUUAAGGCAGCUUCAAUAUGUUCUAGAUGUAAGUUCUCAUCUAGCAUGAUAUUAAAACGUCUUCAACUCCA